Molecule: messenger RNA, 1107 nt
Organism: Emiliania huxleyi CCMP1516
Lineage: Eukaryota; Haptophyta; Isochrysidales; Noelaerhabdaceae
Exons: 1
Coding region: 43-1080 (345 amino acids)
Biological process (GO): methylation
Molecular function (GO): methyltransferase activity
Source: RefSeq, a predicted model, not a curated record
GAUGUCGGUGUUUGUCCCUUGUGCAGCGGUUGUGUAACACAUAUGGCCGCCCCCACCACCUCCGGCACCGCCCGUGGCGUCGCCAAGGCCCGCGACAUCGAGUCGAUGCUGCCUCCCGAGCUCCGGCUGGUCGACGACCCCUACGCCGCCGCGAUGGCCGGCUGGCGGACGCCGCGUUGGCUGCUCCGGUGCAGCGGCCACGGCUUGCGGCAGGCGAUAAGCGACGCGCUGACGUGCCCGGGCUACGUCCAGCUCAUGGUGGCCCGCACGCGGCUCUUCGACGACGAGGUGGUCCGGGCCUGCGCGCCAACCGCGCCGGGCGAGGCGAGGACGCCGUGCACGCAGCUGCUCAUCCUCGGGGCCGGCUUCUGCACGCGCGGGAGCCGGCUGCCGAUCCCGCCGCACGUGCGCGUCUACGAGGUAGACCAGCCGUCCGUCCAGGCGGCCAAGCGGCGGCUGAUGGCCGAGGCACAGCGCGCGGCGCGGAAGAGCGAGCGCGCCGCCUCGGCCAGCGGCCGAAUCGUCUACUUACCGCUCGACCUGAGCGAGGCCGCGCUCGACGCCGCGCUGCGCGCGCACCCCGGCUACGACCCAGCCGCGCCCACCGUCGUCACGGUCGAGGGCCUAACGCAGUACAUGCCGGCCGAGGCCGUGGCGGCGACGCUCGAGGCGCUCGGCCGCGCGACGGGGCCGGGCUCGCGCCUCGUCGCCUCGUACGUCGACGCGAGGGUGCACACGGACCCCGCGGCGGCGUGCGGCGAGGGCUACCCGGCGCACGCGCUCGCCCGGGUUGCCGCCUUUGCCGAGCGCGCCAACGAGCCGUGGCUUUCCUCCUGGCCGCCGCCCCCGCCGGGCGGCCGAGCUGCGAUGGGGCCCUUUGGGAGGCUGCUCGCUGCGCACGGCCGGUGGAGGGCGGAGCGCGACGAGUCGGCCGGCGAGGCAAACGAAGCGUUCUUUGCGCCCAUUGGGCGGCGUAUCCCUCCGUCGAGCUUGUGCAUGAUGGAGCGCUUCGUCGUCGCGGCAAAGGGCGACAGCGGCGGUGGCGGUUUCGGGCUCGAUGGCGGAGACACCACUGAAUGAUUAAGGUAAGGUAAAGCCGUAAAUUUC